UCAGUGCAGAACAGAACAUCAAGCUUUGAACAACUGUGAUGAUAUUUAUUUAUUUUCGGGAUUGAUAGUGAUUGAAAAAGUGAAACAAAACGAUCGAACAGAAGUUACGAACUGUGGGGAUUGUUUUCGAGAAAGUGAAGUUAAUUAAAAACAACUGAAAAUGAAUUGUGCAUUGAAGAUAUUCUCCUUCCUGGCCCUCGUCACGCUGGCAGCCAGCUUUCCAGCGUCCAUCUCCAGCCAGCAGAACAACGGCGAACACGAUCUAACGAGUUUAACACGAGUGCAACAAUCGUCGGCACCGGGCACACUUCCUGUUGCCGAAAAGGAAGCUCCAGUACGCUCUAAACGUGCCAUCAUCUUCCGACCGCUGUUCGUGUACCGCCAGCAGGAAAUCAAGAAGCAACGACUAAAGGAAGAGCGCCAACAGAAAGCCCAAGCGACGGCUCAGCCAGUUCCGGCGGGUUCCAACUACGCACCCAAUUACUACUACAAGAAGAACUGCAACUGCUAGUCGCAAACAAACGCUUUAGUUCAAGUGGAAGUAAUAGGAAGGAAAACAGGGAAAAACGUCCGGGAUCAGCGCUCAAGAAAUCGACUUGAGGUGUCCGCGUCCAUUAACAUGAUCAUUAACACGAGGCUGCUAAAAAAAUCGAGGGAAGAACAGCGCCAUAACAGUAGUAUUUUUUAACACUUGUUUUUGGCUGGAAUCAAAUUAGAGCUCGAAGCACACAAAAAUCGACAAGCGAUGUGAUAAAAAAAUGUUUGACAUUGACA
Molecule: messenger RNA, 774 nt
Organism: Culex pipiens pallens (northern house mosquito)
Lineage: Eukaryota; Metazoa; Arthropoda; Insecta; Diptera; Culicidae
Exons: 2
Coding region: 161-511 (116 amino acids)
Source: RefSeq, a predicted model, not a curated record